CAUGACACGUUUGAAACGCGGGCCGUGUAGCAAAAACAUCCAAGUUCCGAUUUUAAUCUGUGGUCGAGCGUCAAUCGGUAUUCGAUUUUGGCCUACAGUACAGUCGAUUGCAAAGCAGCACUGUGCUACAAUCACUUUUGCUCGGCUGGAUUUCCUGAUAGUUUGGUUGGAUACACCCUCAGGCUCGAACGGUGCGACAUUAUUAGCGAGGUGCAGCCCUGGCCCGGGACGACUAAUACUUAUUGCAAUUAUUAUAUUUGUUCACAUUUAAACGGACAUGCCCGAAACGCAACACUAGUACUCCUCCGUCCUUUGCUGUCAUGUCGUCGGGCUGGUUUACAGACGCAUGCAUUGGCGCUUUGAUCUGCGCCACUCUUAUUGUUGCGAUCCGUUGUUGGAUGGAAAAGAGAAACAUGCUUCCGCUACCGCCGGGGCCGCGACCUUUUCCAAUCAUUGGCAAUGUCCGUGGGAUUGAUAUUAGUGCACCGUGGCUAACUUACACGGAAUGGGGUAAACGAUAUGGAGAUAUUGUAUAUUCGCACUUUUUCGACCAAGAGUUUAUCGUCAUUAACUCCGAGAAAGUGGCGAUCGAGCUUUUAGAAAAGCGGUCAUACAACUACUCUGACAGGCCGAACCUUCCAACAACCCCUCUUUUCGGGUUGGAUUUCAGCACCGUACUUAUGGCAUACGGAGUCCGUUGGCGUCGCCAAAGAAGGAUAUUCCAUCAAGCUUUCAGGGAGAAAGCAGCCCUAACCUACCGUCCGAUGCAGCAGCGGAAGGCCCAACAGUUUAUCAGUGGCAUUCUUGAUACCCCAGAGGAGUUUCUAAACCAUGUUCACGUAUAUGCAUCUUCUAUAAUAAUGUCAGCUAUAUAUGACCAUGAGACGGAGCUGCACAACGACCCAUUGGUUGAGGCCGUUGGGAAGACACUCAAGUUGGCUUUGGAGGAACUUAGACCUGAAGUGGCUGUUUUUAUCAAGACAUUUCGAAUUCUUCUUCGACUACCAUCAUGGAUCCCUGGUAUGUCGAUCAAGAAGAAGGGUGCGCGGUCACAAGAGUUAAUCCGAGGCUGGAUGAACGAUCCUUUCCAGCGUGUGCUCACAACAAUGGCUGACGGGACGGCGCGGCCGUCCGUGGUUUCGAAUGCCCUCAGACGGAUUGAUGGAAAAGACCCAUCCGGGGAGAUAACACAAGCUAUCAAAGAAACCGCAGCCGCAGCGUUUGGAGCUGCUUCCGAAACGACGGCCUCGGUACUGCAAGUAUUCAUCCUUGCCAUGGUGCUCUUCCCGGAGGUACAAAUAAAAGCUCAUGUUCUGAUUGAUGCCGUCAUUGGCGGGUCGAGGCUGCCGACUUUCGAAGAUAGGUCGUCCCUUCAAUACAUCGAUGCUAUCCUCCGGGAAACUCUUCGCUGGCGUCCUAUAUUGCCCCUAUCAAUGCCGCAUGCUUCGGUGAAUAGUGAUGUCUGCGAGGGAUAUUAUAUACCCAAAGGUGCCACCGUUAUGCCGAAUGUAUGGGCAAUGACACAAAAUGAACACAAAUACCCAAAUCCUUCGCAGUUCUUGCCCGAGCGCUUCCUGAACGCUGAUGGCAGCCUCAACGAGGACACGGUUGAUGUAACCUUUGGGUUUGGGAGAAGGAGUUGCGUUGGUCGACAUUUUGCGGACGCCUCUUUAUGGAUAGCAAUGUCUGGCCUACUUGCUAGGUUUAUGUUUUCAAAACAAUCCGAUUCAAACGGGAAAGUGGUCGAUUUCGAACCUCAAUGGUCCACUGGUGUCGCAAUUCACCCACUUCCCUUUCCGUUUACCAUUUCUCCGAGGCUCUCCAAGUAAUUACGUGUGGCUUUGGUUUUAACUGCUUCUCGGGUACUUACCGCCUUUGUUGCAAA
Messenger RNA from Suillus paluster, 1885 nucleotides. RefSeq names its product cytochrome P450. The transcript is spliced from 15 exons. NCBI's taxonomy places the organism in Eukaryota, Fungi, Basidiomycota, Agaricomycetes, Boletales, Suillaceae. Gene Ontology annotation, molecular function: monooxygenase activity; oxidoreductase activity, acting on paired donors, with incorporation or reduction of molecular oxygen; heme binding. The record is from RefSeq and is a predicted model, not a curated record. The coding region runs from base 321 to 1829 and encodes 502 amino acids.